Molecule: messenger RNA, 2017 nt
Organism: Tricharina praecox
Lineage: Eukaryota; Fungi; Ascomycota; Pezizomycetes; Pezizales; Pyronemataceae
Exons: 2
Coding region: 498-1601 (367 amino acids)
Source: RefSeq, a predicted model, not a curated record
CAAAACUCCACAUGUGGCACAAGAGUGUCCUCCCCAAAACACUGGCACCGGCACUCACAUCGAACUGGCAGUCAAACGUUGCACGGAACGUCACGAGGAUCAAUACUAGCAGUAUGAUGACCCACCACAUAGUAACGAUGAUGCUGUGCUCUGCUCAUCCUGGGAGCUUUCGAUCCCAGUCCCGGAAGACACUUACCAGCCUGGUCGGCCUGUGAAUGAUCAAGGCAAAGGAGGGACUAAUCCCCCAAUCCCCCCAGUCCUUUCUCCCCUCCCCGUCCCUUCCCUCCUCGUCUGCCCUUUGACUUGUCACCAGCCCCUGCCUGCCUACAUCUUACCUCUAUCCCGCUACUACUACAUACCCCCCAUCAAGCCCUCAAAGCCCAUUGUCUGCUGUCCUCCAACUACAUUCCUCAUAUUACCUCCUACUGUUAUUCCCAUAUCCCACCUAUCCAGCACCUGACUGUCCUUCCUCGAGUCUGACCCACCACCUGAUCGAAAUGACCGGCUCUCACCUCAUCCUCCGUCCCGCCACGACCAAGGAAGUGCAGUACAUCCACGACCUCAACUCGUCCGCCUGGGCCGGAGAUCUAACCGUCGAGGCGUACCACGCACGGGAGCGGACGCUUGCCUCCACCCCGCUGACCCGCAACGGCGGACUGAGUGCCUGGGUCCUCGUGAAUCCGGAAGCUCCGCAGGAGGUCCUCUCGUCCUGUGAAACCAUAAAGAAGCAUGCUUUCGUGUCGAGGCUGCCGGUCAAUGAGGAUGUUGUCCCGUCGGUGAAGCAGUGCACGGUCCAUGGCGUGGGCAGUGUUUUCACGCCCGUCGAGCAUAGGGGGAAUGGAUAUGCGGGGACUAUGUUGCAGCUGCUGGCGGAGACCCUGAAGAAGGGGAAUGCUGAAGGGUUCAGUGUGCUGUACUCGGAUAUUGGGAAGGAGUUCUAUGCUAGGCUCGGAUGGCUGCCCCACCGUUCAUCGCAUCUCGAGUUUCCUGCAAUUGAGGAAGCCGGUGCCCACACCACCGGUGUAAAGUCCUUGCGGUCGACGGAUGUGCCCUCUCUCUGCGUCAAGGACGUUGCAGCCCUCACAGAGUUGCUUUCCCGGCCACACCCCAGCGUCGAUACACGGAUUGCGUUCGUCCCAGACUACCAGACGAUGGAGUGGCACUGGACACGCGAGGAGUUCGUGGCGCCUAUGCUUAGAAAACAUAUGGACAUCAAGCCCGAGAUCAAAGGAGCCAUCACUGCCGACGGUAAGCGAUGGUUCUUAUGGAACAGGGACUUUGGGAAGGGGACCUCGCAACUGUACAUCCUACGCUACGUCAACCUGUCUCGUAGUCUCAGCGACGUGGACGAGGAGAACCAUGUGGCAAGACUAUUCCGAGCGGCCGGUAUCGAGGCUCAAAAAUGGGGCCUCCAGAAGGUGAUCAUGUGGAAUCCGAACGAGAUCUGUGUCCGGGCGGCGCGAAGGGUGGCUGGGCCAGCUGCGCGGGUCGUCGACAGGGAAACGGACUCGAUCUGCUCGGCGAUGAUGCACUCCAGACAGCAGGGCAGCGGGCCGGAAGAGGUGGAUUGGGUUGCCAACGAGAAGUAUGCCUGGUGUUGAUAUUUCGGACUUGCCUCGUCUUUUCCACUGGAUGUUCCUUCUUUCAUUGCCCCAUAGGGUAUGGUGUUUUGGGUAUCUGGUGUUCUCGGUGUUUGUAUUUUGAUUCAUACCGGUAGAUUCAUUCAUCGCCAUGGAUCCGCGCUCUUGAUCUGGGAUCUGCCUGAGCGGGGGACGGGUGGAUAAUGUGUUCUAUUAUACCAUACUUGCACCGGCGUGGGGUCGAGCGGCGUAUUGUAGGCUUUAUUUUUCGGGAGAUGGAUAGGAUUGGAUGGCGACGGAUGAGGGAAUGCUCUGGAAACAUUGAUGCAGAUGCAAAGAGUGGCUGAUAGCUGAACUUGAGGCAAUAUAUAUGAGUACAUGUGCCAUGAUAUUGGCUUUAUUUGGAGUGUUUUACUGUGACUCGCACUCUCUGCGGU